Molecule: messenger RNA, 851 nt
Organism: Drosophila arizonae
Lineage: Eukaryota; Metazoa; Arthropoda; Insecta; Diptera; Drosophilidae
Gene: Hip14
Product: palmitoyltransferase Hip14
Molecular function (GO): protein binding; palmitoyltransferase activity
Source: RefSeq, a predicted model, not a curated record
UGCAAGUUUCAUAUGUGCGCAGUAUUUUCGUCGAAUAUAUCAACGGUCACACCGAUCAGCAGCAGAUAUUUUCUUGCAUAAAUGAACAGCGGCUGGCAAUAAUACGCAGCAAAAUGCUCGACCUGUGAAAAUCAACUGAAUACCUUCAUUCACCUGGCGGGGGUGUGUAUGUGUGUGUGUGUUUGUGGGGGAUGUUAAGUGAAUCACAWUCACAAUCACACAAUUAAAAAAACGCUGCAAAAAUGUACCAAAGCGCCUGCAAUGCAGCCACAACUGGCUCGUGUGUGCCCGGUGCUGGCAAUCAAAUGGAUACCGAUCGUCAGGCGGCACUGAUAGCCCAACARCCACCCACAGCGCCCGUGGAGCCUGACUACAGUGGCUUCGAUAUCGUUAAGGCCACACAGUAUGGUGCGAUAGCACGUGUCCGGGAGCUGGUCGAAUCUGGCUGGGAUGUCAAUCAGCCUGACAGUGAAACGGUSACGCUMCUCCAUUGGGCAGCCAUUAACAAUCGCAGAGAUAUUAUACGAUAUUUUCUGGAAAAAGGCGCCACUGUGGAYGCCGUUGGCGGUGAACUCAACGCUACCCCGCURCAYUGGGCCACACGGCAGGGUCACCUGGGGGCUGUUGUGCUGCUCAUGGCGGCAGGUGCAGAUCCGCGCAUACGCGAUGCAGAGGGCUGCUCCUGCAUACACAUUGCUGCACAAUUUGCACACACUGCCUUGGUGGCCUACUUCAUAGCCAAGGGAGUGGAUCCGGACUUGCAGGAUCGAGGCGGCAUGACGGCACUCAUGUGGGCUGCCUGGAAGGUGAGUGAAGAUAUCGAUUAAAUCAAUUUAAAAUAAAAGAAAAUU